UUUCUGUGACCCAAGUUUCAACUUUCAAGUUUCAACUUAAAAACACGAAAAUUUAUAGAACGUUAUUAUUGUUUUAUUAUUUUUGAAAGAAACCUAAUAAAAAUAUCAAUAAUGGAUUACCCUCGCUCGUGUGAUACGUUUGUCGUUUUGCCCCCGCUAACAAAUGAUAAUGGCGUAAUAUUUGGUAAAAAUUCCGACCGGCCGCAGAACGAAGUCCAAGAAGUGAUUUUGGUGAAGAACAGAGUCCGGGAGUCCAAACUUAAGUGUACUUACAUCACAAUAGAUGAAAGUCCCAAUGCGAUUAAUGAUGUAAUGUUAAGUAAGCCAGCAUGGAUGUGGGGUGCAGAAAUGGGUGCUAACAAUAAAAAUGUAGUGAUUGGUAAUGAAGCUGUUUGGACUAACAACAAUGAAGGUGAUGGAGACGCCAGACAGAAAAGGCUUUUAGGCAUGGAUUUAGUCAGGCUUGGUCUGGAGAGAGGGAACUCAGCCGAUGAAGCUUUAGACAUCAUAACAGACCUCCUUGAGAAAUAUGGCCAGGGUGGUCCAUGUUCAGAGUUUGAUGAUAGCCACUUCUACCACAAUUCUUUCCUCAUAGCAGAUCCAAAGGGAGCAUGGGUACUAGAGACAAGUGGAAAGCUAUGGGCUGCAGAGAAAAUUACUCAAGGAUACAGAAACAUCUCCAAUGGUCUCACAAUCAAAACCAAAAUUGAUAAACAUUCAGAAAACUUGUUUGACAUUGCUGAAAAAAUGAAUUAUUGGGAUGGAAAAGGAAAACUGGACUUCACGUCUGCAUUUUCCUCUGGUGGUGACGAGAUGCGACAAGCAGAGGGCGAAAGGUUGCUAGGUGCAUUAUCCUCAGGCAAAACCUUUGACGUAAAGGCUAUGAUGAACAUCUUAAGGCAUAAGGACAGUUGUAUAUGCCGAGGAGUUGACGACACUUUUCCAACACAGGGCAGUCAGGUAUCAUCGUUAUCUGCUGCGGGAGUUAGCGUUCACUGGUUUACGGCCACACCUGACCCUAGUGUUUCGUAUUUCAAGCCGUUUAUCUUUACACCAAAUGCGUUGGCAUCCUCUUACACCGUCAGUCCUAAUGAGGCAAAAAGAGAACAUUUCCUGUACACUCUUCACUCGAAAUACGUAUUGAGAACGAAUAACGAGAAAAUUACGGAAAUCCUUAAAGGCGUUGAAGACGAAUGCCUCCUAGAAAUAACAUCGCUGAUACAAAACCAUACAUCAGACGAGACCUCGGAAAUUGACGAACUUUUUAAGAAGUGUGUCGAAACAGAGAUCAAAUUGUAUGGUUAGGCUGCUAACCAAUCAUUUUAAACUCUCUUUAUUUUGAUUAAUCAUUAUGUGUAAGUUUUUUUAAAGAUUAACUCGUAUGCUCCGACGUGAAACCCCUGUAGGCUGGGACAAGGCUGUCUCCUUUCCCCGACCCCGUUUCUUCUGACAGCACUGGGGAUACUCUUAACACUGGCCGGGCAGUACCGGAACAAACUUUUGUCCAAAGUCGGAACUCGGGUUGAUGGAGAGUGUUCAGAGGAGUUU
Messenger RNA from Pieris napi, 1548 nucleotides. RefSeq names its product secernin-3. Gene Ontology annotation, molecular function: cysteine-type exopeptidase activity; dipeptidase activity. Gene Ontology annotation, biological process: proteolysis. NCBI's taxonomy places the organism in Eukaryota, Metazoa, Arthropoda, Insecta, Lepidoptera, Pieridae. The coding region runs from base 112 to 1305 and encodes 397 amino acids. The record is from RefSeq and is a predicted model, not a curated record. The transcript has 6 exons.